This is a messenger RNA of Nilaparvata lugens (brown planthopper), 1986 nucleotides long. RefSeq names its product growth/differentiation factor 10. Gene Ontology annotation, biological process: BMP signaling pathway; SMAD protein signal transduction. The transcript has 6 exons. Lineage: Eukaryota; Metazoa; Arthropoda; Insecta; Hemiptera; Delphacidae. Gene Ontology annotation, cellular component: extracellular region. Bases 494 to 1861 code for a protein of 455 amino acids. The record is from RefSeq and is a predicted model, not a curated record. Gene Ontology annotation, molecular function: cytokine activity; growth factor activity.
GGUAAAGCUCAGUUUUGUCCGCGUCACCCCCUCAGCAAGCAGCCAGCUAUAUCUGUGUUAUCUUCGCAGGUAGAAAUUCAGGAAACGAGUUUCCGUGUUACAUUUGACACCAGUUUUACAUUACCAUCCAUAGAAGAAUACAAAAAAAACUGCCUAGGACUUCGAAAAUCUUGUGAAAGUUUCAAACUAUACCUCAAUUCGUAUCGUAGAGUUCGAUUUCCAAGCAUCACCAACUUUCUUUCAUUAAUUCUCAGUUUCAUCGUCGUGGAAUCUGUUUUACUCUAUUCAAACAUAAUCUGUCAAAUAAUAUUCCCAUUAUUCUUCGUGAAUAAAUUACAGUCUUGAGUAAAAUCUUCUUGAAUUGGAACAAUGACUCCUCCAAAGUACCUUACAAGUGGACUGUUGAAAGUUCACGAGUAAGGAACCUCUUAGGAGGACAAACUUUUGAAGUCAACCCUUAAUUUUUUUCAAUCUCCUGUACUGAAAUACAAUAAUGGAACUAUCCGUGCUUAUUAUCACAAUUUUGGCGCUAAGUGCAAACUUAGCGUCGGGAAAAAACACUGAAAGUAAUGAGCUUGAAGCGGCGAUACAGGAUAUUUUCAAAGAGUUUUUCGGACUUAGUCCACCAGAAGCGCAUCACCUGACUCCGCCGCCGAGACACAUGUUGAAUCUCUUCCGCAAAUACACGAGUGAGCACGCUGGCAAAGAUAAGGACUUCGACAACCCCAACACCAUAAGGAACAUUUUCCCCACCACAGGUCCGGCCAGCCUAUCCGACCUGGUACUGUUCAACGUGUCAAGCGUGCGCGAAAGCGAAUCGCUGCAACUGGCCCAAAUCCACCUGAACCGACGCCGCCUGCACCCCCGCCUCCACACCCACCCCAACCGCCACAGCCGUCUCCUGCCGCCUCCGCACCGCCUCCGCCUCUACCAGGUUACCGGCACUCGGCUCACCACCCUCGGCUCCGUCCCCCUGCCGCAGGUCGCUCGCCGCGGAUGGCACUCCAUCGACAUCACCGAUCAGCUCAACGAACUCCUCCUGCAUCCGGGGCUCACACGAUCGCUGCUAGGCGUCAGAUUCGAGGCGUCGAACCGGAGAUCGCUGACGCCUAAGCACUUCCUGCGGGACAACCCCGGAUCGCCGGCGGCCUUCCUCAUGCUCUACUCCGAGGACGACCCCGACGCCUGGGAGGAGGGCGAGGACGAGGAGGAGGACAACGAGACCUCGAAGCGAGCGAACCGCCCGCACACGCACGACCUCGCCAUGAAGAUCCAGAAGGUGAGCGGCGGGGGAUCGCGAGGCAAGCAGUGGUCCGCCGAGAUCAGCAACGAUCUGUUUCCCGGAUCAGCCACCUCCUCCAACAUCAUCCUCAACAAAGUCAAUGCGUCCGCUAUGACUGCCAAGCAUGGCGUCCACCAUUUGAAUAGGGUGGACGGUGACAGCAAAAUAGUGGUGACAAAGCACAUGGCUCGGCAGCUGCCCCCGAGCGAGAGGCAGCGGCGCUCACUGGAGGCGGGACUCAGUCCGAUCGACGAGAUGGAAGACGCCAACGACGCCGCUCGUUUAGCCGACGCAGACGGCGACGGCGACGCCAAAGCGCGACAGAGUCGCAUGAUCAUCAGAGGUCGCGCCAAGCCUGAGCCCACACGAAGGCCGACCGUGGAGCCGAUGGCUGAACAGUGCAGUGUGCAGGCGUUGACUGUUGACUUUGCCGACAUCGGUUGGGAUAAGUGGAUCUACGCGCCGAAAACAUUCGAAGCACGCUUCUGCGCAGGCUCCUGCAUGUUCCCUAACGCAUUGCAACUGGACAGUGAGAAUCAUACAAAUGAACUUGUGAGUAGUUUUAAAAAUAAAAUUUAAAUUUACAUAAAUUGCAUUAGUAAAUGGUAAAUAUGGUUCCAACACAAGUUAACAAUUCUAUCGAAAAGACUCUCCAAAGGGAAAGCAAAUGGAUAGAGAAGUGAAACCUUAAGGGAAUUUUAGUU